Molecule: messenger RNA, 822 nt
Organism: Rotaria sp. Silwood1
Lineage: Eukaryota; Metazoa; Rotifera; Eurotatoria; Philodinida; Philodinidae
Source: the annotation of a GenBank genome assembly
AUGAUAAAACUCAUUGUAAUUAGUAUCUUGUUUAUUUUUAUCAAUGGUGAACUUGAAACAACAAGUUUCUGUACAGAUCGUAAUGCAACUAGUAAAUCUGUGAUUGAUUUUUGUAAAUCUCAAAAUGGUUCAUUAGAAUUUCGAUGUUGUUAUAUAUCGAAUUCUAAUAAUAUUUUGGCUAUUGAUUUAACAGAAAUGAAUUUAAACAAAGUACCUGAUUUAAAGGAAUUUACGAAUUUAAUAAAUGUAACAAUGAUAGAUCUUCGAUUAAAUCCUCAACUUAAAUCUUCAGAAAAAGAAGAUUUUCUUAGCAUGAAAUAUCUUGAUUAUCUUUUCUUACCUGAACAAUAUCCAUGUCCUGGUGAAAAGCAUGUUUGGCAAGUAAUUAAUAAAACAAUUGAUCCAAUAGGUAUUCUUUGUAUGCAUCAAAAAGAUUUUUGUACAAAUUCAACUGAUAAAUGUGUUGAAUCAAAUUCAUAUUGUUCUUUAAAUGGACCUAAUCAUUUUUUAUGUUUAUGUAAAAAUGGUUAUUAUGGUUAUAAAUGUUUACGAUAUGGACAAUUUCCAGUACGAAUAUUUUUUGGUAUAGCUAUAACUAUUACUGUGGUUUUAAAUAUUCUUAAAGCCAUAUCUGAAUCAACUUCUACUAAUAAGAAAAGUGAUAAAAGUAUUUCUUCAAUAAUGAAAGCUGCUCAACAAAAUGGUUAUGGAGAAGUACGUCAUGUUUUAACACUUCGUCAUGAUGUACUUGUACCACUUGAAUUAUCAUCAAAACAAAUUCUUGUUCAAGUACAUGCUGCAUCAAUCAAUCCAAUUGAUUGA